AUGCCUAAGUUUUAUUGUGACUACUGCGACACGUACCUGACCCAUGACUCUCCAUCUGUGAGGAAGACACACUGCAGUGGUAGGAAACACAAAGAGAAUGUGAAAGAGUACUAUCAGAAAUGGAUGGAAGAGCAGGCUCAGAGCCUGAUCGACAAAACAACCAAUGCAUUUCAACAAGGAAAGAUCCCUCCUACUCCAUUCUCUGCUCCUCCUCCUGCAGGGGCAAUGAUCCCACCUCCCCCCAGUCUCCCCGGUCCUCCUCGCCCUGGUAUGAUGCCAGCGCCCCAUAUGGGGGGCCCUCCCAUGAUGCCAAUGAUGGGCCCUCCUCCUCCUGGGAUGAUGCCAGUGGGACCUGCUCCUGGAAUGAGGCCACCUAUGGGAGGCCACAUGCCAAUGAUGCCUGGGCCCCCAGUGAUGAGACCUCCUGCCCGUCCCAUGAUGGUGCCCACUUUGCCAGGAAUGACUCGACCGGACAGAUAA
Molecule: messenger RNA, 480 nt
Organism: Zalophus californianus (California sea lion)
Lineage: Eukaryota; Metazoa; Chordata; Mammalia; Carnivora; Otariidae
Product: U1 small nuclear ribonucleoprotein C-like
Exons: 1
Coding region: 1-480 (159 amino acids)
Biological process (GO): spliceosomal snRNP assembly; mRNA splicing, via spliceosome; mRNA 5'-splice site recognition
Cellular component (GO): U1 snRNP; nucleus
Molecular function (GO): pre-mRNA 5'-splice site binding; zinc ion binding
Source: RefSeq, a predicted model, not a curated record